AUGUCAAGAGGUGUUAGCAGGUUCCAUAGUUCACGUUCUCCUGUCAGGAGUGUGUCUAGAUGGUCAUCUUUCGGUCAAAACCCAAAACGUGGAAAAUUAGGAAUGGACAUGGAUUUCGCGGCUCCUGACUGGAAAUCGGCAGAACUACCAAAGUUCGAAAAGAAAUUCUACCAGGAGCAUCCACUGUCAGCUUCUAGAUCUGAGGAAGAAGUAGAGGCGUUCCGCAAAAAGUAUAAGAUGUCACUUUCUGGAAGAGAUGUCCCUCGUCCUGUACUGUCAUUCAAUGAAUUGAACGUCCCUGAUUACAUACUUAGUGUGAUAGCUAAGAAUGGAUGGCAGCUUCCUACUCCAAUCCAGUCACAAGGAUGGCCUAUGGCGCUUUCCGGUCGUGAUGUAGUUGGGAUCGCUCAGACAGGUUCAGGGAAGACAGCAUCAUUUUUGCUUCCAGCUGUCAUUCAUAUAAUGGCACAGCCGCGAUUAUUGCACAAUGAAGGCCCAAUAUGCUUAGUCCUUGUUCCCACUAGAGAACUCGCACAGCAAGUACUUACUGUGGCUAAAGAAUUUGCUGAUGCUGCGAGCUUACGCGCUAUGUGCUUCUACGGUGGUUCUGCCAAAGGCACGCAGUUUCGCGAAAUGCAGAAAGGUGGUGAAAUCUGUAUCGCAACUCCUGGGCGGCUUAUUGACUUUAUCCGAGUUCAAAGAAAUCUUUUAUCUAGAGUAACUUAUUUGGUACUGGAUGAAGCGGACAGAAUGUUAGAUAUGGGAUUUGAACCUCAAAUCCGUAAGAUUAUCAGCCACACACGUCCUGACCGCCAGACGCUCAUGUGGUCUGCGACGUGGCCAAGAGAAGUGCAAACACUAGCCAGAGAAUUCCUCACUGACUAUAUACAAGUCAAUAUCGGGUCUGUAUCGCUUCACGCCAACCCCAAUAUCACACAAAUAGUUGAAAUAAUGGACGAUUGGAGUAAGGAACAGCGGCUUAUCGAACUUCUUGCCAGUUUCGGACGGGCACGUACACUUGUAUUUGUUGAGACAAAACGGCGGACUGAUCAGUUAACAAAUUCGCUUAGGCGUCGUGGGUUUUAUGUAGAAGCGAUGCAUGGCGGAAAGCAACAAAGGGAUAGAGAGCUCACUCUUGCAAGUUUUAAAAGUGGAAGGAUGAACAUAUUGGUAGCUACAGAUGUUGCUUCUCGUGGUCUUGAUAUCGACAACAUCGAGUACGUAGUCAACUUUGAUUUCCCUAAUCAGACUGAGGAUUACAUUCAUCGCAUAGGGCGGACUGCCCGUAGUGACAAGACAGGAACGGCAUUCACUUUUUUCACGUACAAGAACGUAAGACAAGCUCGUGAUCUGAUUGACAUACUAGAUGAAGCUAAUCAAGAAAUAAGUCCAGAGCUCAUUCAACUGGCUGGGCUGUCCAGUUACCUCCGGAAGUCUAGCACAAUAAAAAAAAAUCCAUCAGCCUUCCAACAAAAGCCACCUGGUCGUAUUACUGGCUUUGGGAAUUCAUCUACAAGCUUCCCAACACAAGAUAUUAGAACUGUCAACUCUGGAAUUUCAUAUCAAAAUGGUUCAUCUGCUAUGAAUAAAGUUAAUCCAGCUGCUGAAAAUCCUCACUUGCCAACUGGCCAGUUUUCCACAACGUUCAAAUCUACUAGCGACCAGUUCGUUGGUGGUCGCAAACCCACUCUUAGUAGUCAGACUACUUAUGGAGGACUACCACAGCCCAUUCCUGUAAAUGACACUCAUGUUGAAGCUAGCUUUUCGAAGACUAGUGUGCCUAGCUGUGUAAAUCUCUCAGUGAAUGAGACAGGGAAAUGGGAUAGGCAUGUCAGUACGGAGAAAGUUAGUUCUAUAUUAACUACACCUAUUCCUGUCGUUCAGAAUUCAAGUAUAGUAAAUGAAGCAGGUGAUCAACAAUGGCUCACUAAUCAGUGGGGGACCACCAAAAAUCAGGUCCAAACUAAUUGGAAUCCAUCAAUUCCUGACGCUUUGUCAGCCAAUGGUUCGUUUGCUCAGCGUUCUGUUGGUCAAGAUCCUAAACGGCCGACGCUUAUGGAUCCGUCUGCAUCGCAUGUCAAUUUAGUAAAUCCCAGCAAUGAUGUAAUCGUACCGGGUAUUAGACCUCGAGGUACCGUAAACAAAUUGAAUGGGCCCUCGACAAAUAUUCCCCAAUAUGUACAGCCAUGGCCAGGUUUUGUUUCAAAUCCCUAUUCAUAUGCCGCGCCACUCCCUACUGCUACGGACGUACCAGCUACACUUAACUGGGGUUCUGGAUGGACUCCAAACUUUCAUGGAGGUUAUUAA
Molecule: messenger RNA, 2307 nt
Organism: Schistosoma turkestanicum
Lineage: Eukaryota; Metazoa; Platyhelminthes; Trematoda; Strigeidida; Schistosomatidae
Source: the annotation of a GenBank genome assembly